This is a messenger RNA of Neocloeon triangulifer, 695 nucleotides long. RefSeq names its product deoxyuridine 5'-triphosphate nucleotidohydrolase (gene dUTPase). The record is from RefSeq and is a predicted model, not a curated record. The transcript has 5 exons. Lineage: Eukaryota; Metazoa; Arthropoda; Insecta; Ephemeroptera; Baetidae. Gene Ontology annotation, biological process: dUMP biosynthetic process; dUTP catabolic process. Gene Ontology annotation, molecular function: magnesium ion binding; dUTP diphosphatase activity. The coding region runs from base 118 to 540 and encodes 140 amino acids.
GACACUCCCACUAAAAAUUCCCACUCCACCAACUUUUUUGCCGCCACAAUUGUGCUUGUCUGGUUUUAGCGACCAAUUUCCUGCCAUUUUCAUUCUACUAUUUCUCACAGAGACAUCAUGCUCCGCUUUGCCAAACUGACCGAAAACGCCUUCGCCCCGUUGAAGGGAUCCGAAAAGGCAGCCGGUAUUGAUCUUCGAAGCGCCUAUGACUGCGUUGUGCCUGCUCGAGGAAAAUAUCUGGUCAAAACUGACCUACAGGUUGAGGUUCCACCUGGCUGCUAUGGCCGUGUUGCCCCAAGGUCUGGACUAGCCCUCAAGAAUUUCAUUGAUGUUGGAGCUGGUGUGGUGGACGCCGACUACCGUGGAAAUCUUGGAGUAGUUUUGUUCAAUCAUGCUGAUGAGGAAUUUAAAGUUAGUAAGGGAGACAGAAUUGCUCAGCUCAUUUGUGAAAGGUGCAUCAUUCCAGAAAUUUUGGAAGUUAAGUCUCUGGAAGAGACUGCUAGAGGAUCUGCUGGAUUUGGAUCAACUGGUGUUCACUGAUAGCCUGAUUUUGGACUGAUUUCAUAUUAUAAUUUCAAACUCUCCAGUCUCCACAUUUUUCAACUUUAAACCUCCUAAUGUAAAGUAUUAGCUAUAACCUGUUGCUGCGAUAAAAUGUAAGGUAGAAUAUAAUUACCACGUAUCUUCAACAAUAA